Gavia stellata (red-throated loon) is the source of this 3160-nucleotide messenger RNA. RefSeq names its product transmembrane protein 132C (gene TMEM132C). The transcript is spliced from 8 exons. Bases 16 to 3123 code for a protein of 1035 amino acids. NCBI's taxonomy places the organism in Eukaryota, Metazoa, Chordata, Aves, Gaviiformes, Gaviidae. The record is from RefSeq and is a predicted model, not a curated record.
GCCAACCAGGACUUUAUGAGAAAUUCCAGUUUGCAGUCCAGGGUGGAAUCAUUCUUCCCAUAUAAAGCCAAGAGACCACCAAUAUUAAAUGCCAGCUAUGGACCUUUUUCUGUUGAACAAGUUGUGCCCCAGGACCUAAUGUUAACUUCCAACUUUUUUGGAUCUGCCAACAAGUUUCCUUAUAACUGGAAACUUAAGGCUUACAUAAUGAGCAACAAAAUUUACCUGAGCAAGCCCAAAGUCCAGGUCUUGUUCUACAUUGUGGGCAGGGACUGGGAUGACUAUAGCACCACGGAACGGCUGCCCUGCCUGCGGGUGUUUGCCUUCCGAGAGACGCGGGAAGUCAGAGGCAGCUGCAGGCUGAAAGGGGAUCUGGGGUUGUGUGUGGCACAGCUGGAGCUCCUGCCAAGCUGGUUUAACCCCCCCACGGUUGUCACGGGCCGUAAGAAGCCACCGGAUCAGUUUGAAGGGAGCCCUGUGGAGCUUUACUAUACUAUCCAACCAGGAGAUGAGAAGGGAGAGUGUACUGCUGAGGAUAUAAGGAAGGGAAAUGCCAUCCGACCAGGAAAAGAUGGCAUGGAUGAAACCAUGUCCCACUUACAGAGGAUUGGAUCUGUCAGCCUCUAUCGAGGCCAGGAGACUUCUCAGCUAACGGAGCUACGGCUGGAUAGUAAUAUUGUUGUCUGGUUGCCCUCAAAGCCUGUCAAACAAGGAGAGGUUGUGAAUGUUUAUGUGACAAUUGCCAACAAUUCUACGGUGGAUCAGUUCAUACUCAGGGCAAAGGUGAAGAAAGGUGUAAACAUUCUCAGUGCAAGGACAAGUGACCCCCGGCAGUGGGACGUGAAACAAGAGGUGGGGAAUGGUGGAAAGCAUUCGACCACAACAGUUAUUUGUCAGAGGAUAGCAUCAAGUUCAAGGAACAGAAGUAACAGUUUAUUCAAUGAGGUCGUGCAGAUGAACUUUGAAAUAGCCAGUUUCAGCAGCCUUUCUGGAACACAGCCCAUCACCUGGCAGGUGGAAUACCCUCGGAAGGGGACAACAGACAUAACCUUGUCUGAAAUCUUCAUCUGCCAAAAGGAUCUUGUUGGAAUUGUUCCAUUGGCAAUGGACACGGAAAUUCUGAACACCGCAAUUCUCACAGGAAAAACAGUGGCAGUGCCCAUCAAAGUGGUCUCCAUUGAAGAGAACAGUGCUGUGACAGACAUCUCUGAAUCAGUUGAGUGCAAAUCCUCUGACGAAGACGUCAUUAAAGUUUCUGACAGAUGUGACUAUGUUUUUGUCAAUGGCAAAGAAAUGAAAGGCAAGGUGAAUGCGCUUGUGAACUUCACGUAUCAGUAUCUGAGUGCUCCUCUGCAAAUCACAGUCUGGGUUCCACGCCUGCCUCUUCAGAUCGACAUUUCGGACACAGAACUGAGCCAAAUAAAAGGCUGGCGAGUCCCAGUUGUUUCCAACAAAAGACCUACCAGAGACAGUGAUGAUGAGGAUGAAGAUGAGCGGAAAGGAAGAGGAUGCACUUUGCAGUACCAGCAUGCCAUGGUGCGAGUCCUCACACAAUUUGUAGCUGAGGAUUCUAGCCCUUGGGGCCAGCUGAGCUACCUGCUGGGCUCAGAUUGGCAGUUUGACAUUACAGACCUGGUGAUGGAUUUUAUGAAACUGGAGGAUCCUCACAUUGCCAAGCUGCAGGAAGGCAGGAUUUUGAUCGGACGGGAAGUAGGAAUGACAACGAUGCAGGUUUUGUCUCCUCUGUCUGACUCCAUCCUGGCAGAAAAGACAGUGACUGUGCUAGAUGACAAAGUGACCAUAACAGACCUUGGAGUCCAGCUGGUGGCUGGGCUUUCGCUCUUUCUUCAGCCAAGCGCAGCAAGUAGUCGGGCUAUUGUGGCUACAACCGUUGCCCAAGAGCUGCUUCAUACUCCUAAGCAGGAAGCUGUAGUAAGCACCUGGAUUCAGUUCAGUGACAGCUCUGUUACUCCGCUGGACAUUUAUGACUCUAAGGACUUCUCCCUUUCUGCUGUAUCGUUAGACGAAGCUGUUGUCUCGGUCCACCAGAACGCUGCCUUAAAAUGGCCAGUUGUGGCAGCAGAAGGUGAAGGGCAGGGCACGUUAAUCAAGGUGGACAUGAUGAUUUCUGAGGCCUGCCAAAAGUCCAAGAGGAAAAGUGUCCUGGCUGUGGGGAAUGGCAACAUCAAAGUCAAGUUUGGCCAGAAUGAUGCAGACUCCGAUACGGGUGGAGAUUAUGAUGCUGACGAGAUUGAAAACCACGCUAGUGACCGGCGGCAAAAAGUGUCAGAUCAGGAACGAUAUGGCCAGGAUGGACGAUACUAUGGUAGCUCUUCAGCAGAGCGAGAGGAAGGCGCCAUCAGGAAAGUCAGCACCACAGCAAAAUCUGUAAUAAAAAAUAAAGUAAUUAAAAACAAUAGGCUGGAUGGUGGCAAACUUUCAGACGAUAGCCAGCUGCAGAACAUUCCUAUAGACUUCACCAACUUCCCUGCUCAAGUAGACCUCCCAAAAGGCACUGCGGGCAUGGAGGAAAAUGACCUGGUGCAGACACCUCGGGGCCUUAGCGAUUUGGAGAUCGGGAUGUAUGCUCUGCUAGGGGUCUUCUGCCUGGCGAUUCUAGUCUUCCUAAUAAACUGUGCAACAUUUGCACUGAAGUACCGUCACAAGCAGGUUCUGGUGGAAGGACAGGCCACCAUGACCCAUUCCCAUGACUGGGUCUGGCUGGGAAAUGAAGCAGAACUGCUGGAGAACACAGCAGAUGCAUCACCUCAGCAGGAUGAGCACACAACUAUUAUCGACCGAGGCUCGGGUUGUGAGGAGAGCAACCAGCUUCUCAAUGGCAGUGCUCAGAAGAACAUUCAGAGCCAGGUUCACAGGUGUGCUGACUCAGGGGGUAAGCUUGGAAAGGAACAGAAAUCUGAACCUUUACAUUCGCCGACAUCGAAACGGAAGCGGGUAAAAUUCACGACAUUCACUACCAUCCCACCUGACGAUGGUUGUCCUACUGUCAACUCAAUCCUAAGUAGCAAUGACGAUGACAUUAAGUGGGUGUGCCAGGAUAUGGACCUGGGGGACUCCAAAGAGAUACGAAACUACAUGGAGAAGCUCAAAGACAAAGUGUAGCUCCUUGUUGGUUUUUUGGGUUUAACCACACCUUGAU